Messenger RNA from Didymosphaeria variabile, 1467 nucleotides. RefSeq lists its product as uncharacterized. Gene Ontology annotation, cellular component: membrane. Lineage: Eukaryota; Fungi; Ascomycota; Dothideomycetes; Pleosporales; Didymosphaeriaceae. The record is from RefSeq and is a predicted model, not a curated record. Gene Ontology annotation, biological process: transmembrane transport. Bases 1 to 1467 code for a protein of 488 amino acids. Gene Ontology annotation, molecular function: transmembrane transporter activity. The transcript has 2 exons.
AUGCCGGGUACCAUUAAAGUCGGAGGCGACUACAUUGACGAGAAGAAUACUGCCAUGGCUGAGCUGGAACAACCAGAGAAGACGGAAGUUGUCGUCGACGAAAACACAAGGACGAUGGAGAAGAGAAUCGUCCGCAAGCUCGAUAUGACUCUCAUGCCCGUUGUCUGGGUGCUGUACUUCUUCAACUACAUGGAUCGGAACAACAUUGCGCAAGCAAAGUUGGACAGCUUUGAAAAGGAUCUCGGUCUCGUCGGAAACCAGUUCAACGUUGCGGUAUCCAUUCUCAACGUUGGAUAUGUGCUCAUGCAACUGCCUUCAAAUAUGUUGCUCACGCGAGUUCGCCCUUCGCUCUACAUUCCCGCUUGUGCCAUGCUCUGGUCUUGUGUUUCAGCAUCCACGGCCGCUGCUGGCAACUAUGGUCAACUCAUCGCUAUCCGGUUCAUUCUUGGUAUCGUCGAAGCUCCUUUCUUCCCAGGAGCAUACUACAUUCUCUCGGCGUGGUACACUAGGAAAGAACUCGCCCUCCGCAUCGCAGCGUUGUACUCGGCACUUAUUCUGGCGACGGCCUUCUCUGGGCUCAUUGCCGCUGGUGUGUUCGCAGGCCUUGAUAACGUCAGAAACAUAGCUGGAUGGCAGUGGUUGUAUAUUAUUGAAGGCUCGGCUUCGUUCUUCGCCGCCGGGAUUUCGAUUUUCAUCCUUCCUGACUUUCCUGAAUCAAACAGCGGCAGUGGCAAAUGGUUAUUUAGCGAAGAGGAGAAGAAGCUUUCCGUCGACCGCAUUGCGCGCGACCGCGUGUCCGCAACAUCAGAAGACGAGGGCAUCAAGCAUGGAUUGAAGCUCGCAGUGAUGGACUACCGCACCUGGGUUUUCUCGCUCAUGCUAUGCAGCAACCACAGUGCCUACAGCUUCAACAACUUCUUCCCCAGCAUGCUCAAAGGCUUCAACCUCGGCUCGAAGACAAUCACGCUCGUUCUUACUGCACCGCCGUAUUUGGUCGCCACAUUCAUUGCGCUAGGUGUCGCUCUUUCCAGUGAUCGCAGGAAGGAACGCGGACUGCACAUCGCCAUUCCCAUCGUCUUUGCUGUCAUCGGCUUCACAAUCACUGUAUCAACCCUGGAUAAAGCUGGGCGCUACUUCGCCUCGUUUCUUUACGUCGGUGGCCUUUUCGGUUCCAACUCCAUCAUAUACGCAUGGGCAUCGUCUUCGCUUAAUCAGACUCCUGCGAAGCGCGCGUGCGCGACCGCUAUUGUCAACAUCAUGAGCCAGAUAGGCAACAUCUACGCGCCAUACUUCUUCCGACCACAGGAUGCACCCCGGUAUGUCCUGGCUGUUAUUCUAAUGACGGUGUUUUCCGGGCUGAGUAUAGUCACGGUGAUGUUCGUGAAGUCUGAUUUGAGGAGGGAGAACAAGAAAUUGCUGGCUCAAGAAGAGGAAUCGGGUGUGAAGGCCAACUUGUACACCACGUAA